AUGGACGACCACAAGGUCAAGCGCUACAUCAGCACGGCUGGUCUCCAGAAUGGUCAGUUUAUCGGACCGGACAAGGUGGAAGUCUCAAUCAAAAACGGCGCACCGUUCCUUUCCGCACUGGUUCCGCAGACCAUGUUCAACUACAGCGCCUACUGCCCGGAAGAUUUCUACGGCAAGAUGCAGAAGGACUACGUGCUUUACUCGAUCGAGAACCCUGACGCCCAGUACACAUACUCGCAGUUCAACGUCAACCGCUGGCCUCAGUUUGGCAGCUUCUCCACUGCCAACUUCUUCCUCCCUGUUUACAACAACGUGAACCACUGCCUGCCGGGGGACAACCAAUGCAUUUCUGACCAGAAGCGUCGCAAGGCCAAUUUCCUAAAGCUGGAGGAGGCUCACUUCUUUGCUUCGCCCGCUGAUAACCGUAUCAUGCCUUGGCAGAGCUCCAUCUUCGGCCGACACUAG
Molecule: messenger RNA, 465 nt
Organism: Phytophthora infestans T30-4
Lineage: Eukaryota; Oomycota; Peronosporomycetes; Peronosporales; Peronosporaceae
Exons: 2
Coding region: 1-465 (154 amino acids)
Cellular component (GO): lysosome
Molecular function (GO): thiolester hydrolase activity
Source: RefSeq, a predicted model, not a curated record